Messenger RNA from Lactuca virosa, 1806 nucleotides. NCBI's taxonomy places the organism in Eukaryota, Viridiplantae, Streptophyta, Magnoliopsida, Asterales, Asteraceae. The record is from the annotation of a GenBank genome assembly.
AUGGCUUACUUGUUGCAGUAUGAUUCUACUCAUGGCUUAUUCAAAGGAACCAUCAAGGUUAUUGAUGAGUCCACUUUAGAAAUCAAUGGGAAGCAAAUAAAAGUAACCAGCCAAAGAGAUCCAGCCACAAUUCCAUGGGGUGAUUUUGGAGCUGACUAUAUUCAGAGAUCCAGCCAUAAGAAGGUGGUGAUCUCAGCUCCAUCAGCUGAGGUACCCAUGUUUAUUGUAGGGGUAAAUGAGACCACAUACAAACCAAACAUGGAUAUUGUAUCCAAUGCCACCUGUACUACUAACUGCUUAGCCCCUUUAGCCAAGGUGGUUCAUGAGGAGUUUGGUAUCAUUGAAGGUUUGAUGUCAAAUGUAGGCAUUGUAUGGAAAUUCUUGUUCUUCCCUAUGUGUCCAUUUGUACAGAGAAGGUGGACUAUUGCCUUACUUGUAUCACAUCUUGAAGGGUUACUUGAACGUUCUAUUUUUGAAGACCUUAGAAACCGUGUACAAUUAAACAGUUCCACACUUCCUUCAGUGUGGGACAUGGCAAAACUUGGGCGAAUGGGGAGUUCUGGUGAAAAUGAUUCGGAUGGAUCGAAUGGUGGAAAAAGGUCUUACACUUUGUAUCAGGGGCAUUCUGGUCCGGUUUAUUCAGCUUCAUUUAGUCCUUUUGGGGAUUUUCUUUUAUCAUCAUCGUCGGAUUCAACAAUUCGAUUAUGGACCACGAAGUUCAAUGCAAAUGUUGUCUGCUACAAGGAUCAUAAUUACCCUGUAUGGGAUGUUAAGUUUAGUCCACUUGGACACUAUUUUGCAAGUGCAUCUCAUGAUAGAACAACUAGGAUUUGGUCAAUGGAUAGAAUUCAGCCUCUAAGAAUACUUGCAGGACACUUAUCUGAUGUUGAUUGUGUAGAAUGGCAUAUGAACUGCAAUUACGUUGCAACCGGAUCAAGCGACAAAACUGUUCGUUUAUGGGACGUACAAAGUGGUGAAUGCAUAAGAGUUUUCAUUGGUCAUAGGAGUAUGAUUUUAUCAUUAGCCAUGUCACCUGAUGGUAGAUACAUGGCAUCUAGUGAUGAAGAUGGAAGUAUAAUGAUGUGGGAUGUUUCCAAUGGUCGAUGUAUCCCUCUUCUUGUUGGCCAUACUCCAUGUGUCUGGUCUCUUGCUUUCAGUUGUGAGGGAUCCCUUCCUGCAUCUGGUUCCGCUAAUUCAACUAUUAUAUUAGGGGAUAUUAACACAAGUGCAAAAACGCCCAAAACCGAUGACAAUAAAAGUGGAAUUACAAAUAGACUGAGGUCACUCAAGACUCUACCUACCAAAUCCACCCCGGUUUAUGCUUUACGGAGCACCGGUUCCAAUGUGGCAGCGCCAAUUGUCAAGAAAUCCAGAGCCUCAGAACCACCACCCGAGGGUCAAAACAUGACAGAUGCUUCCGAAAGUGUAAUACCCGAGGAGGCUCCUCCGGUCAAUGUUGUAGACGAAAGUCUAAGUCUGAUUCCAAAUGCAACCAAGCAAGCACUAUCACCUAUUUUUUUACGUGAAUCAUGUUUUUCCAUUGUCAGGGUUGCUCAUAUAGUUCUUGAACAGAACUAUGAAAUGGAAAGGCGUUUGGCACCCAGGACUCUAAGAGUUUAUUCUCUAUAUUGGUUGAUGAUUGCUAGAUGUCCGCCACUUACAUUCAGGCUUGUAGAUAUGUCUGCAAAAAAAGCAAAACAAAACCCUUUUUAUGUGAACUAUGUAAUCAAUGUGCAUCAGUUUAUGACAUUCAUCAAUAGACUUGAUCAAGAUGUCAUGCAGAGAACCAAACGAGCCUGGUUGCAG